GGCAAUUGCUCCAAAUAACAUCGACAUCCUGGAGUGCUCUAGUAGAACACUGCCAGCUUCACGCGUACGCACAGCUGUAUAGCGAACGACUUUGCACCUCUCACUCAGCAUUGCGCUGUCCUGAUCCACAAUGUCACAAUCUCUCCGUCCAUACCUGUCCUGCGUACGGUCAACACUCACGGCAGCUCUUUCGUUAUCGAAUUUCGCCUCGCAAGCCUCCGAGCGACAUAAUGUCCCCGAAAUCGAAGCAAAGACGUCACCAGAAGUCGUCCUCAACCCGCUCACCGUGUCCCGAAAUCAGGAAGAGCGAGUGCUGGUGGAGCCGUCGGUCAACAGUGUGCGCGUCAGUAUAAGAAUCAAGCAGGCAGACGAGAUUGAGCACAUAUUGGUACACAAGUUCACCAGAUUCUUGACGCAAAGAGCGGAAGCAUUCUUCAUUUUACGAAGGAAGCCAGUGCCAGGCUAUGAUAUCUCGUUCUUGAUCACGAAUUUUCACACCGAGGAGAUGCUCAAGCACAAGCUCGUGGACUUUAUAAUCCAGUUCAUGGAGGAGGUCGACAAGGAGAUUUCGGAGAUGAAGCUUUUCUUGAAUGCGCGCGCUCGAUUCGUUGCCGAAAGCUUCUUAACACCCUUCGACUAAGCCCUUACAAGAACACUGUCUGUAGUCUGGUAUGGCAUGUCAAGAACGACCUUAUCCAAGUACGAGGUAGACGGGUAAUGCCCGUGCGCAGAUGUAUCGUGAGCCUGGAGGAGUGCUUCGGGCGCGGGCUGGAAUCUGCAUUUGGAAAGAUGGAGAACUCCUCCUUGUGCUGUAGGCGUACGACAGUAAGGCAGUAAUGCAGAGUACAUACUCUGCACACUCUAUCACAUGUUGC
Messenger RNA from Sphaerulina musiva SO2202, 875 nucleotides. Its product is annotated as ARP23 complex 20 kDa subunit. Gene Ontology annotation, cellular component: Arp2/3 protein complex; actin cytoskeleton. Bases 131 to 640 code for a protein of 169 amino acids. Gene Ontology annotation, biological process: actin filament polymerization; Arp2/3 complex-mediated actin nucleation. Gene Ontology annotation, molecular function: actin filament binding. The transcript is spliced from 4 exons. The record is from RefSeq and is a predicted model, not a curated record. Lineage: Eukaryota; Fungi; Ascomycota; Dothideomycetes; Mycosphaerellales; Mycosphaerellaceae.